Molecule: messenger RNA, 2745 nt
Organism: Prunus armeniaca (apricot)
Lineage: Eukaryota; Viridiplantae; Streptophyta; Magnoliopsida; Rosales; Rosaceae
Source: the annotation of a GenBank genome assembly
AUGAGACUCCCAAGUGGUGAUAGACGAGAAUGGUUGAAGCCAAUCAUGUUUAGUGGGGGCAUUGGGCAGAUUGAUCACACCCAUAUAUCAAAGGGAGAGCCUGACAUUGGAAUGUUGGUUGUAAAGAUUGGAGGCCCUGCUUAUCGGAUUGGAAUGGGGGGUGGGGCUGCAUCAAGCAUGGUUAGUGGCCAAAAUGAUGUGGAGCUUGAUUUUAAUGCUGUACAGAGAGGAGAUGCGGAGAUGGCACAAAAACUUUAUCGUGUGGUUCGUGCCUGCAUAGAGAUGGGGGAGGAUAACCCAAUCAUUAGCAUUCAUGAUCAGGGAGCUGGUGGAAACUGCAACGUUGUUAAGGAAAUUAUAUAUCCAAAGGGUGGCCAGAUUGAUAUCCGAGCAAUUGUGGUUGGUGAUCACACAAUGUCUGUCUUGGAGAUAUGGGGUGCAGAAUAUCAGGAGCAAGAUGCAAUCUUGGUGAAGCCUGAAAGCCGCAGCCUCUUGCAAUCAAUAUGUGAAAGAGAAAGGGUUUCUAUGGCUGUAAUUGGAACAAUAAAUGGUGAGGGGCGUGUUGUUUUAAUUGAUAGCGUAGCCAUUCAGAAGUGUCAAUCCAGUGGACUCCCUCCCCCUCCUCCUGCAGUCGAUUUGGAGCUUGAGAAAGUACUUGGUGAUAUGCCACAAAAAAGUUUUGAAUUCCACCGGAUGGCAGAUGCACGAGAGCCACUUGAUAUUGCUCCUGGAGUCACAGUGAUGGAUUCUCUUAAGAGGGUAUUGAGACUUCCAUCUGUUUGUUCAAAGCGCUUCUUGACAUCAAAAGUAGACAGGUGUGUUACUGGUCUUGUAGCACAGCAGCAAACUGUUGGCCCCCUACAAAUUCCACUUUCUGAUGUUGCUGUAAUCGCUCAGACUUUUACUGACUUGACUGGAGGUGCAUGUGCCAUUGGGGAGCAGCCAAUUAAAGGUUUGCUGGAUCCAAAAGCAAUGGCGAGAUUGGCUGUUGGAGAAGCACUGACAAAUCUUGUUUGGGCAAAGGUCACUUCUCUAUCUGAUGUUAAAGCAAGUGGAAAUUGGAUGUAUGCGGCCAAGCUUGAUGGAGAAGGAGCAGCUAUGUAUGAUGCUGCUAUAGCUCUAUCAGAUGCUAUGAUUGAACUUGGCAUUGCUAUUGAUGGCGGGAAGGACAGUCUUUCCAUGGCAGCUCAUGUUGCAGGUGAGGUUAUUAAGGCUCCUGGCAAUCUUGUAAUGAGUGUAUAUUGUACUUGUCCUGACAUAACAAAAACAGUAACCCCCGAUUUAAAGCUCGGGGAUGAUGGUGUGCUGCUUCACAUUGAUUUGGCAAAGGGAAAGCGGAGGAUAGGUGGGUCUGCUCUUGCUCAGGUUUUUGACCAAAUUGGGAAACAGUGUCCUGACAUUGAGGAUGUUCGUUAUCUUAAGCGAGUUUUUGAAGGAGUUCAGGUCCUUCUUGCUGACCAAUUGAUCUCUGCUGGUCAUGAUAUUAGUGAUGGUGGGCUAUUGGUCUGUGCCCUUGAAAUGGCAUUUUCUGGGAAUCGUGGCAUUACCUUGGACUUGACUUCACAUGGGAAGGGCCUAUUCCAAACACUUUUUGCUGAAGAACUUGGUCUGAUUAUCGAGGUAAGCAGGGAAAAUUUGGAUUUGGUAAUGGAAAAACUAAGCAGUGAAAGUAUUUCUGCUGAGAUCCUUGGACAAGUUAGUGCCACACCCUCAAUAGAAUUAAAGGUCGAUGGGGUAACACAUUUGAAUGGGAGUACUUCUUCCCUGAGGGACUUGUGGGAGGAAACUAGUUUUCAGCUGGAAAAAUUUCAAAGAUUGGCUUCUUGUGUGGAUCUAGAGAAAGAAGGGUUGAAAGAUAGGCAUGAGCCUUCAUGGGAAUUGUCUUUCACUCCCUCUUUCACAGAUGAAAAGUAUAUGAGCAUUGCAUGCAAACCCAAAGUGGCUGUAAUUCGAGAAGAAGGCAGCAAUGGGGACAGAGAAAUGGCUGCAGCAUUUUAUGCUGCUGGUUUUGAACCAUGGGAUGUUACAAUGUCAGACCUUCUUAAUGGAUCCAUAUCACUGCAUGAAUUCCGUGGAAUUGUGUUUGUUGGAGGUUUUAGCUACGCUGAUGUGCUCGAUUCUGCAAAGGGUUGGUCUGCUUCCAUUCGAUUUAAUCAGCCCCUUCUAAAUCAAUUUCAGGAGUUUUACAAGCGACCAGACACUUUUAGUCUUGGUGUUUGCAAUGGCUGUCAGCUUAUGGCUCUUUUGGGGUGGGUUCCAGGUCCUCAAGUUGGAGGAGCGUUAGGUGGUGGUGGGGAUCCUUCACAACCCAGGUUCAUUCACAACGAGUCGGGACGGUUUGAAUGCCGGUUCACCAGUGUGACAAUAAAGGAUUCGCCUGCUAUAAUGUUUAGAGGAAUGGAGGGCAGUACAUUAGGUGUGUGGGCUGCCCAUGGUGAGGGAAGAGCAUAUUUCCCCGAUGACGGUGUUCUUGAUCGUGUGCUACACUCAAAGUUGGCACCAGUAAGAUAUUGUGAUGAUGAUGGUAACGAGACAGAACUUUACCCUUUCAACCUCAAUGGCUCUCCCUUGGGAGUUGCGGCAAUUUGUUCCCCAGAUGGGAGGCAUCUUGCGAUGAUGCCUCAUCCAGAGCGUUGCUUCUUAAUGUGGCAAUUCCCAUGGUAUCCCCAGCAGUGGGAUGUGGACAAGAAAGGCCCUAGCCCAUGGUUGCGGAUGUUCCAGAAUGCCAGAGAGUGGUGUUCUUAA